Messenger RNA from Sceloporus undulatus (fence lizard), 1297 nucleotides. RefSeq names its product testis expressed 28 (gene TEX28). Lineage: Eukaryota; Metazoa; Chordata; Lepidosauria; Squamata; Phrynosomatidae. The coding region runs from base 3 to 1229 and encodes 408 amino acids. The transcript is spliced from 4 exons. Gene Ontology annotation, cellular component: endomembrane system. The record is from RefSeq and is a predicted model, not a curated record.
CCAUGGUGGAUAGCUCUUCCAAAGAAGAAUUCUUUCAGCAGACCGAAGACUCCACAAACCAGCGUCGCACUGCAGCAGAGUCGGGUUCCAGUCGGGGCCACAGAGUGUCUCUUGCUUCCACCACUUCCCAGUCAAGCUACCGGAGCCAUAAGGAUGCCCUGCGCCAUCGCAUCCUACACCUAUCUGAGUUGCUGCGAGUGGAGAGGAACAACCGAGAUGAAAAUACCUCCUGCUACUUGGAGCUGGUGAGCAAGGCUGACCGGGAGAAAGCCCCUUCUAUCCGUCAGGCCUUUGAACGCAUCAACCAGCGCUCUUCGGCUAAUAUUGCCCAUCUGGAACAGCGCCUGCAAGAUUGCUGUGCCCAGCUGAAGAAGCUGGAGCAAAAGGUUCUGGUCCCACAGGAGAGUAGCACCAGCACUGCUUCUGCACAACAGCAGCAGCAGCAGCAGCAGCAGCAGCACAUUUUCACUCACAGGACCAACUUCCCCCGGCUGCCACCCUUUCAUCUACCCAGGAUGCGCACUACAGAAACAGGAGCAGCAGAGGAAGUCAACCUCCCUCCCCUCGCAGAGAGCAAGGAAAGUUGUGUUGUCUCAGAGCCAGCCCUAAAUGAAUUAUUUGAGGAAGAAAACAGCCAGAGGAUUCAGGAGUUGAAGACCCAGUUGUUAGAGCUGAGGGAAGACCAUAAGGCCCUGGAGGAUGAAUGUCACAGGUUGGAUGAGGCAUGGAGGGCAGAUAAAAAGCAGAUGAUGGAAUUCCUGCAGGAGGAGAAAAAGAGGCACUAUAUUCUGGAGGUGCAAGUGAACGACGUGAUCCAGAUCAAUCUCAAUGAGAUCACCAACCUCAAACAUGACCUGGCCUGCACUGAAGAGAAGAUGGUCUACCAGUCUUACGAGAGGUCUCGGGACGUAUGGGAGGUGCUGGAGACGUACCAGACCCGACUGGCCAAACUGGAAAUGCAGCAGCAGGCCCAGCAACAGGAGGCAAUGGAGUUGCCCCAGGCCAGUGUGUAUAAACUUUAUGGACAGCUUAUGAACCUUCUACUGACCAUUGCUGCCAUUCUCCUGGUGUGUGCCUCCACGGUUUCAGCCUGUGUCCUUCCUCUUCUGCGUACUCGCUGGCGUGCCAUUACCACUCUGCUUGUGGUUAUUAUCAUCACUGCUGCCUGGCACUACUUUCCUCAUAUUACCCAGCUGGAAUGGAAAGCAUGGUUUCCCUCAGCUUCAUAACCAGAGGACUAAAUGGCACGCACAUUUCAACACUCCCUGAUGUUUAUUUAUUUCUUUAUUUAUUAAAA